Messenger RNA from Raphanus sativus (radish), 1320 nucleotides. Its product is annotated as cytochrome b561 and DOMON domain-containing protein At3g07570. NCBI's taxonomy places the organism in Eukaryota, Viridiplantae, Streptophyta, Magnoliopsida, Brassicales, Brassicaceae. The record is from RefSeq and is a predicted model, not a curated record. The transcript has 4 exons. The coding region runs from base 91 to 1203 and encodes 370 amino acids.
UCAUCAUCAUGAUCUUGCAUUACUUUCCCCUCCUCUCUCUCUUUCAUCUAGCAGAUCCAAAACAGAGAGAGAGAGAGAGAGAGAACGACGAUGAGGCUUUAUUCCUCUGUCUCCUUCAUAUUCUUCGGCUUAAUCUCUUUUCAACUUCUACCUCUCUCCAUUCAGCAAGCUACGGAAUCAUGCAAUUCAACUCUACCUCUCAACGACCUCACCUUCGACACAACCCUCCUUCAAUGCGUCGAAGCUUGGACUCCCCGUAAUUACAUCCUCCGAUAUGCUAGAACGGCGCAGAACACAUGGAGCUUCAUCUUAUCGGCUCCAGACGCCAGCUCCUUCAUCGGGAUCGGGUUCUCCACCAACGGUCAGAUGAUCGGAGCCAGCGCGGUCGUCGGGUGGCUACCAACCGACGGCAGCGGAGGGCAGGCGAAACAGUACUUGCUCGGAGGGAAAUCUCCAGGCCAGGUGACGCCCGACCGAGGCGAUCUGAGUAUCGUCAACGGGUCGUUGAAGGUCGAGUCGGUGUCUUCGCGUAUUUACAUGAGUUUUCAGCUCACGGCUGACGUGCCGCGGCCGAGUCUUCUCUACGCCUUGGGACCUGCCGGGUUCUUUCCAACUUCGCCGGGUUUUGGUUUGAGGGAGCACCGCGACAUGACCACCACGACUGUCGAUUAUAAUACAGGUUCGCAGACUGUGGUUAAGGGUUCACCGUAUUCUAAGCUAAGAAAGACACAUGGGCUGCUGAACAUGUUCGGCUGGGGGAUAUUAAUCAUCAUCGGCGCUUUAGUGGCUCGACACAUGAAGCAAUGGAAGCCGACUUGGUUCUACGCCCAUAUCGCUCUCCAAACCACUGGUUUUAUUCUCGGUUUAACUGGUAUCAUUUGCGGUUUGGUUCUUGAAAACCGUACCAAGGCCAACAAUGUCUCCAAGCACAAAGGCCUUGGGAUAACAAUACUUGUCAUGGGCAUUCUCCAGGUCCUAGCGUUGUUGGCUCGACCGGACAAAGAUUCCAAAUACAGAAAAUAUUGGAAUUGGUAUCAUCAUAACGUAGGAAGAGUUAUGAUAAUACUUGCUAUUUCCAACAUCUUCUAUGGUAUUCACUUAGGUAAAGCUGGUUCUUCAUGGAACGUCGGCUAUGGUUUUGCGGUUGCAGUUUUGGCUUUGGCUGCUAUUGGAUUAGAAGUCAAAAAGUUUAUGAACAAGUGAAUUCUUAUUCGAAGUCUUUUUAAUAAUUCUCUCGCCACAAUAUUUAUCUCGGAUAGAACAUUGGGAUGUAUUGAACAUCUAUUUGACUAAUCGUUUGAAUGAGAUCUUUUCUCGUCA